Molecule: messenger RNA, 345 nt
Organism: Rangifer tarandus platyrhynchus (Svalbard reindeer)
Lineage: Eukaryota; Metazoa; Chordata; Mammalia; Artiodactyla; Cervidae
Source: the annotation of a GenBank genome assembly
AUGGCCUGGAUAUACUACAGCCAAUCAAAUGCUUCUUUAAGGACAAGUGAGAGCAAAGUGAUCUGCAAGACACAAAUCCUUCUGAGCCAACAGAACUUACUCCACCUUCAAAAGAUAGUUCUGUGCCUUCUAAAAUUGGUUAGGGCAUCUUCUUUUUCCACAAAUGCUGGGCAUCCAAAAAGUAAAAAAAUCUCAGGACAUUCCAGCCCAACUGGGAAGACAUCAGAGACUAUCUUCAAGUACAAGAAGCAGGUGAAGGUCCAGGAGAUUAGCAGAGUCAAGGAUAUAAUCAGUAUCUUCAAUCAGUAUCUUCACAGAUGGAAAAUCCAAGGCUCUGAAAGGUAG